UUCUCCUCACAGAGUGACCCAAAAUCUCACAUUUUUACCCCAAAAUCUCACAGAUUUCCACCCAAAAAACAUCCUCAUGCAGUCUUCUAUCUUUCUCCUCACAGAGUGACCCAAAAUCUCACAUUUUUACCCCAAAAUCUCACAGAUUUCCACCCAAAAAACAUCCUCAUGGAGUCCUCCAUCUUUUUCCCCAAGGAAUGACCCAAAAUCUCACAUUUUUACCCCAAAAUUCCCCUCCCGAAUCCCUUAAAAAAAGUCAAUUGUAGGCAUUUUCGGGGGUGCUUCAAAAAAUGUUCGUUUCCACUCCAAAUCGCCCCCCAAAAAUGAAGGUUUUAAGGCUAUUUUUGUUCAUCAACAAACCUUCAGCUUCAAAAUUUGGCACAGAUUGGUGAAAUCGUGGUUUUUGUCCCCAAAAUUUGGUUGUUUCGCCCCAAAAUUGCAGAGUUUGGUCGAUUUUUGGGUUAAAAAAACACGUUUUUUUUGGGGGGGGGGGGUCUUAAAUCUCGUUUUUGGGGCCGGAAAAUGAAUUUUUGGGGUGGGUCGGAACGGAUUUUCUGGGGUAGCAAAAAUAAUUUUUUGGGUUUUUUUGGUCGUUUUUUGGGGUUAGAAUGGAGAAUUUUGGGUCAAAAAAGGGAUUUUUUGGCUUUUUUUGAACGCGAGUGUAAAAACGUGUAUUUUUGCGGCACAUUUUGGGGCCAAAAGUUAAAAUCUGGAGGGAUUUCGGAAGAAACUGAGGACGAAUGUGGAAAUGUUGUGAUUUUGCGGGAUUUAAAACGUAAAAUUUUGGGGAAAAAACCCCAAUUUUAGGCACCGCAGCCGUCCCGCUGUGUCACGUGACGCUCCGCGCGCCUUCCUAUUGGCCCGAGCCCUGCGCGGGAAAAUCGCUGCCUUUCCGCCAUUUUGAAAGCGGAAGCGACUCCCUCCGCCGCGCUUCCGGUUUCCGGCGUGGAGCGGAAGGGGCGGGAUCAGAGCGGCGAUGGCGGCGGCGGUGGAGGAGGAGGAGAGCGCUGAAGCGGCGGCGGACGGGGAAGCGGACGGGGCGGCACUCAGGGAGAUGGAGGAGAUGGUGGCAGAGCUGUACCGCUUCCGGGACGCGGCACGGCACGGCGACGAUGGCGGCCAUGAUGGUGAUGAUGGCGGCCAUGAUAGUGAUGGCGGCCAUGAUGGAGGCGGCCAUGAUGGAGGCGGCCAUGAUGGUGGCGGCCAUGAUGGUGGCGGCCAUGAUGACGAUGAUGAUGAUGGUGACGGCGGUGGCGAGGAUGGUGAGCACAAAGAUGGGGAUGGAAGGAAGGGGACGGCGGAGGCGGCGGCGGCGCUGGAGGAGGAGGUGGAGCGGAUCGUGCAGCGCAUGGAGGGCAUCCGAGGUGAGACAUGGAGACCCAUAGAGACCCAUAGAGCCCCAUAGGGACUAUGGAGACCCAUAGGGACCCAUAGGAACCCAUAG
This is a messenger RNA of Phasianus colchicus (ring-necked pheasant), 1444 nucleotides long. Lineage: Eukaryota; Metazoa; Chordata; Aves; Galliformes; Phasianidae. The record is from RefSeq and is a predicted model, not a curated record.